CCGGCCUUGGGCCUCUCGUGUGCGCCGGCGCUGCUGCCGGAGGAGGAGGAGGAGGAGGAGGAGGAAGAGGAGGAAGCAGCUGCGAACCAUGAGCGCCGCCGCCGCCGGACCCGCGGCCUGGAAGAAGGAGCACCUGUGGCAGUUCCUGCUGGCCUUGGGCUUCGAGCCGGACAAGGCUGCGGCCGAAGCUGGGAAGCUCACGUCGCACACGAAGCUGGGAGUGAGCAUGUUUGACAAACCUAACGGUGAUGCCUUUCACAUAGUUGCCUACUUUUUGUUUACCACUUUGAAUCCUUCCCAUGCUAAAGAAGUAUUCAGAUUCUGUUGGCCUCCAGUAGACCGAAAAGCUGAUGCUGAAUUUCGGAAACAGUGCUGUGAGUGGUUGAAAAGAAUUUCUGAUGAAUGUGGAAGCAGUUUUCCUCAAGUUGUUGGUUCAUUGUUUCUUUCUCCUGGUGGCCCUAAAUUUGUUGAUCUCAUGUACUCUUUUGCAAGAUUUGUUGCAAUGCAGUAUAUUAAAACCAAUUCUGAAAGUUCUAAUAAGUGCUUUGUAGAGUCAUUUAAUAUAAAAUUUCAAGAUCCUCAUAAGUCAUUUACAAGAUGCCAUGUAGCACGUACCUGGUUUUUACAGAUUUUACAAAAAGAAGAUUCUUUGAUUCGACAAUACCAAGAAAAUUCUCAAUCAUUAAUUAAACAAAUAAGAGAUUUGAAUUCACAGUACACAGAAUUGCAAAAAUUACAAAAAAAGAACCAGAAUGAAGACCAAAGAAACAUAUCAGAGAAAGUUCAAAAGGUUCGAUUGAUGUGGGAUUCUGUGAUGGAAACUCUUACAUUUUUGGAAAAAGAAAGAGAAGUUGUUAAUUCAGUCAUUUCAGGUCAUGUUGAUCAGUAUACUUUGGAUGGAGCUGGUGUUGCUAUUAAGGUUCCAAGACUCUUACUGGACAGAAUUGAAAAACAAAUGUACCAUUUAUUUAUAGGAAACCUUUAUGAAGCUGGAAAAUUGAAUCUUUUAACUGUUAUUCGGUUACUAAAUGAAGCCCUGAAGAUUUUAAAAGAUGAACGUAGUUGUACUGACCAAACAGGACUGACAACAGACCUUAGUUAUGUUGAGAGAGAGGCCAGAAUUCAGAAAAACACAUUAUCACAAGUGAAGCAGAUGAGGAAUAAAAUAAAGCAAGAGGCUAUUUUUAUAAAGCAGUCAAAUACUGAAAAACAGAGAAAAUGGAACGAGAAGUGGGAAGAGUUCCUUAAUCAGGCUCCUUUUAGUCUAAUUAAACAUGAGACUCCAGCUCUGGAUCUUUUACCGGCAAUGUCUCCUCUUUCAUUUGAUCCUGCUUCAGAAGAAGUUUAUGAAAGCAGUAUCUUCUUUCGAUAUCCCAUAUCACUUCCAGAUACAUCUAAGAAGCAUACCCAAGAAAAUUCCCACUGGAAGGAUGAUGAUGCAGUAAGAACUGCGGAUGAACUUGUGAACAGGGUUGCUGUUCUUCCAGUGCCAUCAGAUACAGUGUCUGAGAGUAGCAGUGUUAUGUUACUUGAAAAGGAUGUGAAGACGAAGACUCUUAGAGAUAAAGAGCAGCCAAUUUCUAAAAACAAAAAACAGAUCAAAAUGGAUACAUCUCAAUCACUGUCAGUUCAGAAGAACAGAGAGAAUUGUGUACUUUCAACACCAGUGCUUGAUCCCUUCAAAAAAGAAGUAGAUCAUCUGGCAGAGGAGGUUGCCAAAGCUGUUGUAGCAGAUUCACCACAGCUUUGUAAAGAAAGAGACAAAGAAUUAGGUGACUUAAUCAACUGUCUAUUUUCUAACCCAUUUUUGACAAAGAAGCAGAUUCCACGAACGCCAGAAGAUUUGACUCCUGAAAUUAGAAACUCCCAAAGAGAUUUUCAAGAUGAAGUUGAUCGAGAUAUAGAGGUGGUUCAAAUGGAUGCUGUGUCCAGUGACCAAACACAUUCAAGCAUAAACAAUUUUCUCUCGGGAUCAGCUUUUAGUAAAUCUUUUUUGCCUGACGAAAGAGGUUCCCCGAAACUUGGACCUCAAGAGAGCAUAGGAACUAGUCACCUUGACCCACCAGCAAGCAAAUGUGCAAAAGUUUCAAAUAAAAGAACCUGGGAACAGAACUCAGAAUGUGCAGUUUUACAAGUAGACCUUGAAGAAAGUAGCCAUACAGGGUCAAGUUUAUCUGCUACAGAGAACAAGACAAGUGGAAUAGAUGGUAAAGAAGAACAAGUUAAUAAAAAACUGGACUUCUCAUCUGCGUCUUGUAAAGAACAGUCUUGGGUGCAUACAACUUUAUUGUGGAAUUCUGAGAUCCUAAAUGAAAUUAAUUCUAAUAGAGAGGCUGUCCACUUUGAUAUAUUGCACGAAACCCUUCCAGAGGUAGCGGAUAACUUGAGUUUUAAUAGCUCCUAUAGCCCAGAGUCCAGUGAUGAAACAGGGCAGAAAAAUUCAAUGGAUAAUGAUAUCUUAAUAGAAGAAUCAAUGAGAAAAAAAUUGACUACUGAAGAAAGAAACUUGAGUUUUGAGGCUAUUUGCAGUAGAUUUGAAGCUCUUAAAAAGUCUAUGUCUGAGAAAAAAAAAGAGUCUUCUCACUUUUCUCCUGAAACAUUUAUAAAAGAUGAUUCAAAAUUGGGCUGUACUUCAAAUAACAUGGAAACAGAUGACAUGUUUAAUUCUCUGGGAGAUUUUCCUGCUGUCUACAUAGACAACAUAAAACCAUCUUCACGAAUAUCUUUUGGUGAAAGAAAAUCUCUUUCACCACUCAUUAAAUUUUCUCCAGAGGAACAGAGACGAAGGUCCACCAAGCCAAAUAAUAUUGGAGAAUUUUUACCUUAUUUAAAGGAAGAAGAAAACUUGGAUAAAAGGCUCAAAUCCUCAUCUAAUUUAAAGGCUGAAGAAGAUGGAGCAGUUGCACAAUUAAUUGAAUUAUGAUGGAUUUAAAUUGAAGAUUCAUUAUAGAAUAAAAAACUGAUUUGUAAUCUAAAUAUUUUUGGGAAGCCUUACUCUUGCAGAUAGGAAAAAAAAACACUCUGGGUAACAGCACCCCAAUCUUUUAGGGCAAGAGACAUAUACAGUAUCCAGUUAGUGAAGUCUUUAGUCUUUUUGAAUGAAAAAAUGUGUAGCUUUUUACCCAUUUGUAAAAAAUGGAAGUUAAAAACAAAAUACAGAAUGCACAGAAUGUUAGACCUUGAAAAGACUUUAGAGGUCAUUUAGUUCAGUCUCAUUUUAUAGAUAAGGAAAUUGAGGCCCAGAGGGGUGAAGUGAUUUGUUCCAGGUUACCAGAAGACAUUUUGAUACCAUCAAUGAUCAAUUUGUAAUGAAUGAGCUUUCCAAAGUUAAGUAACCUGUUGGCAUAGAUAGUAGCUUGAUUGACUUUAAAGGAUAAAUAGCAUAAGAAGGCCACUUAGAAAUACUGUACUUUUAUCCUAAGGAAAUAGCACUUGUGUUAGCCUUCAGUGUUACUUAAGAAUAUAUUAAAAUCACUAACAAAAAUAUUUGAAAAUAGUAGAUGACUUAGAGCAUGAUUGGAGAAAAAGUAAGAACCAGAUAGUGGUAAGCCUUAAAUUUGCUUUCCCAAAGCGGUAAUGGCAGCUUACAGAGAUGAAGUUAGGUGGAAUGAAGAAUGAGCAUAUGAAAAAAGGUAGGGAAGAGGAUAUCCAAAUGAGAAAAUGACAGAAUAACAGAAGGAAAAUGAUGAGAAGAGAUAAUAGGAAAGACGACCAAGAACUAGAAAUCUACUCAGUGGGUUUAACUGGGUAAUGGACUUAUUUGGUCUAAUUUAGACUGGGAUUAUUUAUUUUUGUAGUUUUGUAUUUCAGCAUAAAAAUGUAAAUAAAUUGAAUAAUAUUCACUGUU
Messenger RNA from Phascolarctos cinereus (koala), 3847 nucleotides. RefSeq names its product HAUS augmin like complex subunit 6 (gene HAUS6). The record is from RefSeq and is a predicted model, not a curated record. Lineage: Eukaryota; Metazoa; Chordata; Mammalia; Diprotodontia; Phascolarctidae. Gene Ontology annotation, biological process: spindle assembly. Gene Ontology annotation, cellular component: HAUS complex; mitotic spindle microtubule. Gene Ontology annotation, molecular function: microtubule binding.